ACUUAUUCACACAUAACUUUACAACACAAGUGAACAAUUCAAUGGCAGGUUCAAGGAGAUUGGGUGUAGCCAUGGAUUUCUCUCCAUGCAGCAUCAAGGCUUUGCAAUGGAUGGUGGAUAACAUUGUUAGAGAAGGUGACACCAUCAUUCUUAUUAUCAUUAAUCCAGAAGAGUACGAACAUGGUGAAAUGCAGCUAUGGGCUGUUACAGGUUCACCUCUCACACCUCUGGCCGAGUUCUCCGCUUCUGAUUCUGUACUGUCAAAGAAAUAUGGAAUCAAUCCAAAUCAAGAAGCGAUUAAGAUUUCCACAGCUGCUAUAGAACAGAAAAAGGUUGCUGUACUUGUGAAGAUCUAUUGGGGAGAUGCUCGUGAGAAAUUAUGUGAAUCAAUUGAUCACAUACCUCUUGAUAGUCUUACCAUGGGAAACAGAGGCCUUGGAUCCCUCAGAAGGGCCAUAAUGGGGAGUGUCAGCAACUAUGUAGUGAAUAAUGCAGCAUGUCCCGUUACUGUGGUUAAGAGUUCGGACCAUAACCACCAUUAACUAUUUUUUAUAAUUAUUUUGAUGUAUGAAUUAAUGAGUUUGAGACUUAAUCUUUGUAAUGUUGUUAUCAAAAGAAAAAAGAUUGUAUAUUUGCAUGUGUAUAUCAUUAAAUAAGAGAAAAUGAAGUCGCAGUGUGCAUUUA
Molecule: messenger RNA, 684 nt
Organism: Vicia villosa (hairy vetch)
Lineage: Eukaryota; Viridiplantae; Streptophyta; Magnoliopsida; Fabales; Fabaceae
Product: universal stress protein PHOS34
Exons: 4
Coding region: 42-542 (166 amino acids)
Source: RefSeq, a predicted model, not a curated record